Ziziphus jujuba (common jujube) is the source of this 647-nucleotide messenger RNA. RefSeq lists its product as uncharacterized. Lineage: Eukaryota; Viridiplantae; Streptophyta; Magnoliopsida; Rosales; Rhamnaceae. The annotation marks the transcript as partial. The transcript has a single exon. The record is from RefSeq and is a predicted model, not a curated record.
UUGAUGAAAGGUCACAAGUUGGUGUCUUGGUUGGCUAUAGUGAUGUGACCAAGGGAUAUAGAGUGUAUAACUUGGAAACCAAGAAACUUGUGAUAAGUAGAGAUGUGAAAGUUGAUGAGGAAGCUAAAUGGGUUUGUAGUAAGGAGGAGUUGGCUAGUAUGGAUGAAGACAAUCGACUUGAAGCUCAUGAUAAUGAUGAGGAACAAGGAAAUGAUGAAGGUGCUGCCCAUGAUGAUGAAUAUGAUGAGAAUGAGCUAGAAAUCUCCAUAGGGGCUGACUUGGAGAUUGGUGAUGGUGUGAGAGGCACAAGACCUCUUAAUGAGAUUUAUGAAAGGUGUAAUGUGGCAUUGAGUGAUCCAAUCAAUGUCCAUGAGGCUAUGGCAAGAAAAGAGUGGAGACAAGCCAUGCAAGAUGAAAUCGAUGUGAUAAACAAGAAUGACACUUGGAGCUUGGUAACAAAACCGAAGGGAAAGAAUGCUAUUGGGGUGAAGUGGAUCUUUAGGACCAAGUACAAUCCGGAUGGGUCCAUAAAUAAGCACAAGGCAAGGCUUGUUGUCAAAGGAUAUGCACAACAAGCCGGUGUGGAUUAUGGAGAGACUUUUGCCCCGGUUGCAAGGAUGGAAACCAUAAGACUUCUUCUUGCAAUU